UUCAUCCAAACGCAAAGCAUCUAGGCAGACAGGCAGUAGCAAAGGCGAGGGUUUCUAACACUUUUCCCCUAAUCUCUUUUUUCUUCCCAAAUUCUUUUGUUUCCGAAACCUUGUGGGCUGAAUUGGAAUUCAAAUCGAAGAUCGAUUUUAACUUCUGUUUCCGGUUUAAUGGCGAGUCGUCGUCGGAGAAAAUCCGAAGCGGAUGCCGGAAGGGAUCUGAUAAGUGAACUACCCGCAGAAGUGAAGGAAAGGAUUUUGGAGUGUUUGUCUGUUCAAGAGGCUGCCAGAACUGCUCUGCUCUCAACUCACUGGAACAAUGUUUGGGUGCGGCAUGGGCGACUUGUGUUUGAUUGGUGCUUCUUCGGAUCCUUCUCAAAGGACAAAGGUGAGAAAGGUAUAGCUCCUAUUAACAAAAUAGAUGAUAUUCUAAUGUUCCAUGCUGGACCGGUUAAGAAAUUUACUCUACACUACGCAUGGCAUCAUUGUCUUCUCCCGCAGUCUGAAUUAGAUAGGUGGUGUCGUUUUCUUUCGAGAAAUGGUUUACAGGAGCUUAGCUUGUAUAUUUCGCGUAAACAUAUGGUGCCAUCGUGUAUAUUCUCGUGCCGGACAAUUAAGCCACUGUUUCUGGGCAAUUUCAUUUUUGAUUCUCCGUUCCCUAAUUGUAUAUUUCCCAGUGUCACUUCAUUAACUUUCAAGAAUGUUGAAUUUAGUGAUAAUAUUAAAGGGAAUUCUAUACACAAUCCUGAAGAAAUAGACACAGUGACAUUCCCAACCGCAAUAAAUUUGCAAGUGAUUGAGCUGUAUAAUUUAAAUGUUUCAUGUCAAGAGCGGCUUGCCUUAGUUUUGCAGUUGCUUCAACAUUCCCCCAACCUAUGUGAGCUGAAGAUUACGCUAGCAGAUGGUGAUGGUACAGAUCUGAAGAUUCUUAACACAAUCAUGAUUGAUUGGUUUAGUGGAUCUACACCCGAAAAGCUUUUUGUGAAAAUGUUGCUCUUGAAAUCCCCUGCACUAGAGAGAGUUUUAAUACAGGAAGGUGAAGAUAUUGAAACCUCUGUAGCCUUCAAAAGCCUAAGGGAGUUGUUGCGUUUUCCACGUGCAUCUCCGAAAGCCCAGAUUGUUUGUAUGGAAUACGACAUGGAAUGGGACGACUAUGAGGAGCCCAGACUAUUUGAUUACAUAAGCUCCAUGGGUUCAAUUUUGAUGCAACCUAGAAAUGUAAGCAAUGGUUGUGGUGGAAGUUGAAAUCCGGUAAGAUAAGGAUGCCGCACCUUGUUUCCUUCGUUGUUCAGUAAGUAUUAUGUUGUAAUGUAUUUUGAAUCUAUAAGCAGUCAUUGAGAGUGGUUCUACAUAACUCGUCGUUGGUUAUUUUUGGGGAACUCCAGUCCGUACCCAAUAAUAUUCAGGCAUGAGAAAUGGGGUUUGGCUACUAUGCGUUAUAAGGGACUCAAAUGAUUGUUUUAUUGCUGCUAAGAAAAUGCCAUGGCAUGGGCUCUUCAAACCUGGGGAAGCAGAAUCUAAUUGUCAAUGAUGUUAGGGAAUUAGCUAGAGCAUUUUCUAUUCUUUGUUUUUGUUUGUUAAAACGAUCUGUGAAUAGAAUUGUCCAUUUGUUA
This is a messenger RNA of Ipomoea nil (Japanese morning glory), 1610 nucleotides long. Its product is annotated as F-box/FBD/LRR-repeat protein At1g13570-like. The coding region runs from base 169 to 1242 and encodes 357 amino acids. Gene Ontology annotation, molecular function: protein binding. NCBI's taxonomy places the organism in Eukaryota, Viridiplantae, Streptophyta, Magnoliopsida, Solanales, Convolvulaceae. The transcript has 4 exons. The record is from RefSeq and is a predicted model, not a curated record.